GUGGUGUUGUUGUAAAUUAAUGGUGGACACCCAGCUGUUGUGAGUGGAACUUUCUCCUCGACCCAUUCGCACGUUUUAUUACGUCGAUUAACUUUACGUAAUAGCCAAAUAGAAUUCGGAUGUGACUCCCGGAAUCACCUAACGCAGCUCGAGGCCGAAAACUCAGGUCAGCGCUUGCGAACAGGCGCCGACGGCUCGAAAAGGGUAUCGCGGCUGGGUACUGGCGAACGGCACUUGAGCUGGGGAUUUUAAGAUUUGAAAGCUUUCAAAAUUUCCUGAGUCGCUACAAUGAAUGCAUUGGCAGAGAAACUUAAACUGGCUGACUCAAGAGAGCGAGAGCUAAGACUUGGCUCGUCGUUUUACAAGAAAAAUGCUCCUGGUUCGUCCUUUCACACGGUGAAAUAUGACUUCAAGCCAGCGAGUGUUGAUGUGCAGAAAAUGGCCACAGUUGAUGUCGGCUCAACCAAUGAUAUUACCAUCACUGUCCCAAAUGUGGACGGAGCUAGUUUGGGGCACACUGUGUAUCGUGGAAACCAAAAGCCAUAUAACAAGGAGUGCGUCCUCAUUUUUGACCACACCACGGGAGAAUUUACUUUGGAGAGGCUAAGCAGUAACAUCCAGGUCAAGAAGACGAGAUGCGAAGGGCCUUCAAAGCUGGGAAUCCCGCGUUCGGAUACUCCCGAAGUGUCCAAACGACUCUCGCCUCACUCGAAGCUAUCCCCACACCAUCCCUCUGCCCCUACUCCGCCUUACGGCUCGUCCAAGCCGUACUGCUCGCCAUGCAUGCCCAGGCACUCGCCCCUGCACGCGUCACCCCCUUUGCCAAGUCACAGCCCUCUUGCCAAUGCACAAGUUUCACCCAACUACCCGACGGUACCUACUUCGGCAGCUGCCCUGUCAUCACCCAGUUUACCAAUUAUCGGCCUUGAUGAUGGUCCGCCUUCAAGCGACUUUGGAAACAUUCAGGAGGAUGAAAUUGGUGUGCUGUCAGAUUCCUCAAGUGACAGCAGCAGCGAUAGUGCCUCAAGUGACAGUGAGCCAGAGCCACCGCCACCGCCACGACCUAAGCCUCAGCUAAAUGGUCACACAAAUGGUCGAGCUUCUCCAGCGCCAACUUUGCCUAUGACGCCUGUAUUUUCUGAUUGUCUUUUGAGCGAAGAUCUACAACUCUCAGAGUCUGGGUCUGACAGCGACUAAUUAUCCAAGUCCAACCGCAUCAUCCAAUCCAUUCCAAGGCCUCUCUUGAUUGCUUGUGUAAAUUAGUUGAAUGUCUCUUUUUUAUACAGUUACAACCAAAGCUUGUUGUUAAAAUUUUGUCGCAUUGACAUGAAAUAUUUUUGUAUUAGGUUUUUGCUUGAAGAGCUUAAGCCAAUGAAAUGCUAAGAAUUGGCUCUAAUCAUUCGCCUUCCACAUUAAAUGAAAUUUGUAAAAUUAUAUUAAUUAUAACAGAGAAAAGAGGCAUCUUCUAAUAAGGAUGAAGUUAAUUUGUCUUAAACGACAACCGAUGCAAGUCUUUGCAGGGAAUGUUUGAACAGGGAACAUUUCAGUAAAGCAACUUAAUAAAACGAAUGAAAAUAAAA
Cloeon dipterum is the source of this 1580-nucleotide messenger RNA. RefSeq names its product ELL-associated factor (gene Eaf). NCBI's taxonomy places the organism in Eukaryota, Metazoa, Arthropoda, Insecta, Ephemeroptera, Baetidae. The transcript is spliced from 6 exons. The record is from RefSeq and is a predicted model, not a curated record. The coding region runs from base 289 to 1197 and encodes 302 amino acids. Gene Ontology annotation, molecular function: transcription elongation factor activity. Gene Ontology annotation, biological process: regulation of DNA-templated transcription; transcription elongation by RNA polymerase II. Gene Ontology annotation, cellular component: super elongation complex.